This is a messenger RNA of Populus trichocarpa (black cottonwood), 614 nucleotides long. RefSeq names its product 40S ribosomal protein S15. The transcript is spliced from 2 exons. Gene Ontology annotation, molecular function: RNA binding; structural constituent of ribosome. NCBI's taxonomy places the organism in Eukaryota, Viridiplantae, Streptophyta, Magnoliopsida, Malpighiales, Salicaceae. The coding region runs from base 1 to 276 and encodes 91 amino acids. Gene Ontology annotation, biological process: translation; ribosomal small subunit assembly. Gene Ontology annotation, cellular component: cytosolic small ribosomal subunit; ribosome. The record is from RefSeq and is a predicted model, not a curated record.
AUGGUUUCUAGUCUAAGAAACGAACAAGAAAAGGGAGGCCCUGCUGGCGAGAAGCCGGAACCAGUCCGAACACACUUAAGAAACAUGAUCAUUGUACCUGAAAUGAUUGGAAGCAUCAUUGGAGUGUACAAUGGCAAGACAUUCAAUCAGGUUGAAAUCAAGCCUGAAAUGAUUGGGCAUUAUCUUGCCGAGUUCUCAAUCUCAUACAAGCCUGUCAAGCAUGGUAGGCCUGGUAUUGGUGCUACCCAUUCCUCUAGGUUCAUUCCUCUCAAGUGAGAUGUUCUGCAGCAGCUAGGAUACUCCAGUUCUUUCCUAUCUUUUGAUGACAUCUGAGGUGGUCAAAUUUUUGUCGAUUUAGUUGAUUAAUGGUGUCAUUUUGUGUUUCCAUUUAUAAUUCUAAAGAAUUUCACUCAUUUAUCCGGGUUAGAGAGAUGAUUCAGGAUGGUUUAUUAUAAUAUUUUAUAUUAGCUUAAACAUGUUUUUGGAUUUUCUGCUUCCACUUUUACUAUGUUGUUUUAGAUGUCUGGUAAGCUGCGCCAUAUCUUUUCAGUUUUUUGUGACCUUUCAUUCUUUGAUAAGAUAAACUGAAAAGACACGGUCUUUUUAGUGUUUGC